Molecule: messenger RNA, 4894 nt
Organism: Ostrea edulis (European flat oyster)
Lineage: Eukaryota; Metazoa; Mollusca; Bivalvia; Ostreida; Ostreidae
Product: kelch-like protein 8
Exons: 5
Coding region: 145-2034 (629 amino acids)
Biological process (GO): regulation of transcription by RNA polymerase II
Cellular component (GO): nucleus
Molecular function (GO): RNA polymerase II cis-regulatory region sequence-specific DNA binding; DNA-binding transcription factor activity, RNA polymerase II-specific; protein binding
Source: RefSeq, a predicted model, not a curated record
CGGAACGUCGUGGUAUUUAGCUGAACUUUAAAUGGCGCCGAUCAUAAAAGAAUUUGCAGAGUGAAAAAGUGGACUUGCAUUUGCAAACUAUACAACGUUACGUACAGAUUGAAUAGAUGUACUGAUAUCACUGGAAAUAUAACAAUGACUACUUACCACAAAAUCUACAUGAAUCAUGUGCAGUCUAGUAAUCUCCAGUCCCAGCUUUGUGCUAUGUGGAAAAAACAGGCGCUGUGUGACGCUGUCAUCCGAUCAGACAACAGUUUAAUCAGGGCACAUCGAGUGGUUUUAGUGGCUUCUUGUCCAAUGUUGCAGUCUAUGGAGAACUCCACAUCAGGUUCACAGUUAGAAAUCCGGGUCCCAUCUGACAUCCAAAGAGAAUCCAUCAUGACAUUUCUACAGUAUCUUUAUGAGGGUUUCCUAAUGCUAACAGAGGUAAACUGCAGGCAGGUUGAGAAAUUAGCCCGAAUGUUACACAUGGACAAUGUCAUCAGCUGCUGUGCAGACUUUAAUAAGUGUAUGUCAUCAUCAAGUCCCUAUAUAUAUGGACCCACAGAUCAGGCUGAUUUUAAGCAUGUCCGAAUCACAAAUUUAAUGAAAGUGAAGGAUUUUUCACAGAAACGUUCCCAGUCCUUGGAAAAUUCAGGCAAUGUUCAUUCCAAGAAACAGCGACUGUCAUCGUUUGGAACCACUGAAUCCUUUGAUCACGCCAGUAGUGACAGCUGUACAGAUCAGCCAGAGACAUGGCUUGAGGAUACUCAGUUACAAAAUGACAGUAGAAGAGAGGGAAUUGAGCUAUUCCAAGCCCCGCUUAUAGGGAAACCUGGGCCCAGGUUUAUCUCCCCACAAACUGUUUCUCUAUCUCUCACCACACAGUCUAACACCUCCACAGAUAAGAGAGUGAUCGACAUUACCAAACCCCAAAAGAAAAUCUCCCCCUCUUUUAAGUCAUCUACUUCAACGAGUGAAACCGGUCUUGUUGACCUGUCCAAUGUUUCUUCCUUCUCCAUGCCUAGUAUUUCAGAGCUACGUUCUUUUCAGACUGGGGAUGUGGAUUCUAAUCCUGAUGAAGCAGUAGAAACAUUACCAAAUGAACCUUUUCCGGUAGCUAUAAUGGAAGUGCCUCAGUCCACAGACUCUGUGUCACAUGGUGCUUCUGAUUCUAGUACCACAUGUGCUACCAGUAGAGGGAGAAAUAAUGAGCCAUCCUCAGGUCAAAGUUCAUCUAUGCAAAAGAUGACAUUACAACAACAGACAGAUUCUCAUAGGAAAUCUAAAGAAAAACAAAAAAGUCUAGAUGUCAGUGCUACAAGUUCUGUCAGGAGUCCUGGAGAUGACAUCAGCAUAAUUAAAGUGGAGCCUGAAGACGUGUCUUUCCCAGACCAGCAAUACACAAAUCCCGGGGCUCCUGAGUAUCCCAAGUGGAAUGAAGGGCAGAUAAAUCCAGCAGGUUGGUCACAGAGUGGCAUUUCUGUAUCUACAGAGGAGAGCCUACCACCAGGAGAAAUGUCCCCCAGACAGAUGAACGUAACAGAUGAGGGCUGCAGAAGGAAUUCUGGGGCUAUUUCAGAGAAUGGGAGCAGUGGAGAGAUAUCUUCUCAGGAUCUCGACAGUCUGAGACAGCGCCAUCUUGGCACUUCAGACAUUUUAUUCAGCCCUCCUCCUCCUUUGCCCGCCGGAUUUGGCCAUAGAGAGUUUGCUUUUCAUCCAUCCAUGUUUACAGAUCCAUUGACAAUGAAUUUGAAAGACGUCUCUACGGAAAUCAUAACCUGUUUAAUAUGCCAUAAAGUUUUUAGCACCAAAAGUGGACAGAAAUUGCACAUGGAUAGAUUUCAUCCUGAUCCCAGGAAAAGCAAUUUUCAGAAGUUCCCUAAGUGCAAGAUAUGUGGCAAACAGAUGGCAAGCAAGUAUGCUCUGACAAUACAUGAAAUUAAGCAUACAGGACAGAGGGCCUUUAAGUGUGAGCUCUGUGGCAGCACGUUCGGUUACAAGAGUGUUCUCAAAAAGCAUAUGGAAGUGUGUUCUCAAAAAUGAACUCAAAAAAUUUGUAUGAGACGGGAACUGUGAAAAUGUCUACCAAUCUCAAAAUGCAUGCACUGUAAUGUUCAAUGUUGUUGACAACUUUGACAGGUUUAAUCUAUAGUAGACUAGAUAUAUACUAUGAAUUAGGAUUGUUCAGAUUUUAUUUGGAUAUCUCAGAGAUGUUUAAGUCCUGGUUUGAGUGGUUUAUUUGCUAUCUGUAAAACAGUUGCAAUAUUAUUACUUAUUUAAUUGCCAGUGUCAUUUUCAUGGAUACUUGAAAAUGUCGAUUUUUGAUAAAAUUGCAUUCGUUACUGGUAUGUGGGUGUUGUAUGAAUGUACGUAUAUGUACGUAUAUGAGUUUUGAUUUAUUGUGAAAACUUAGUGCAUGUUCCUCUCGCUGUACAAACCAUCCUAAAUAACAAAUACUACCUCAUAAAUUUUAUGUCAGUAGAAUAAAAGGAUGCUCCAAUCCAUUCAAGCUGUGGUUUAAAACAGUGAUCCUGGGAUUCUGAGCUUUCUGAUAAAAGUUUGUCCAUUUUCCCACCAUUCUUGUUGUAAACUGUUAACUUUUCACAUUUUCAUCUUCUUUUCAAGAACCACUGGGCCAAUUUCAAACAAACUUGGCACAUAGCAUCCUUUAGAGAAGGGCAUUAAAGUUUGUGUAAAUGAAAGGGACCAUACUUCCUUCCAAAGAGUGUUUUAAAACCUGCAGGUCAAGAAAGCCAUGGCUUGCUUAUAAGCUUCCAUAUAUAAUGAAGGUUCAAAUUGGCUCACAUCAUGUACCCCAGAAUGAGGUCAGGGGACCACAAUUAUGGGGGUGAGGGGUGGGGUGGGGGUGGGAGCAGAUGGGAAUUUUUUUUAAAAUCUUUUAUUUGUAGUCAAUCAUUGAUAUACAAGCAUAUACAUUGAAGGUUGAAGGUUACACACACUAUGACCAUUCAGGUCUUGUUGGGGCUACAAAAGGAGUUAUGAAAUUUUACAUAUGAGUUAUAAGAAAAUUCUUUAUAAAAUUUCUCAAUAAAUACAGAGGUACAGUUGAUCAAAAUAAUAUUCAAGCAUUGUUAUGUAGUUUACAUUCAUGUUUGUUCAUACAUGUUGGGGGCCACGAUAGGGGGAGGGGUGUUCAACAUUUUACCUAGAAAUAUAUUGGGAAAUCCAUUGAAAAUCAUCUCAACAAGAACCACAAAGACAUAAUAAGUCAAACUGAUAUGCAGGAGACUAUAACAUAUAUUUGUUUACACUGUGCUCUGCCUGGCUAGGACAUUGAUAUUCAACGAUUGGGGCACGACUGAAAUUUAAUGUUUUAUGUUGGAAAUGCAGGUAUUCAGGUGAGCAAUGUGACCCAUGGAUAAACCCUUCUGUGGAUCAGUUAUGUUUUUUCUAUUGAUUCUGUUUUCAAAUCCUUGUUAGAGAUUCUGUAUAUUCUAUAUGUUUUUGAUGUCCCCUAUUGUGUUAUAUUAAAAAUGAAAUAAAGUGCAGGUCUUUGUACAAUUUAUUAGACACUGCAAUGUGUUUACCCAAGGUAACGGAGAUACAUGUAGUUUAUUUAAAAUACUCUUUUAUGCUUCUAGUAAGUUUAUUUGAAAUGCUCUUUUAUGCUUCUAGUAAGUUUAUUUGAAAUGCUCUUUUAUGCUUCUAGUAAAAUUGUUGCCGUCCACAUGUAAUACUUUGAACCUAAGAUUAGGGAUGUUGAUAGUGGUUUAUGAUAACAAUAUCUUCAAGUCUUGUAUAUCCAACAUGAAAAGGCCAAAAUUUGAAUAUUGUUUUUGGCUCGUGAAUCACCAAUUUGACCUUUUGUGACUCAGGAUAGGUAGGUAGGUAUGAAUGAUGUGGUUUUAUGCAGAUUUCAUAUUGAUAGAUGCGUUAUUGAAAAGGAAAACUUCUAGUGAACUUUUUCGAAAAAAGAAACACCAACAGUUUCCAUACUUUGAGAUAAAGAGAAGAAAUCUUAUGAGAAAUUAUUGUUUUUUUCUAAUUAAGUGGGGGACUUGAUACAAAAUUUUGAUAUAGACCAUUAAGGUAAUGUUACUGUUUUUUAUGUGGGCAGGUGGAAACCUUGUAACAUGGACACAAAAUGUAAAUGUAGUAAUCGUGUACUAGUAGUUUUAUAACCUAAUCAACCAUUUUGUAAAUCAAAAGAGGAAACGUUGAAAGAAGUAAUUGUAGAUGUACUUUUCAGAGGCAGCUAGCAGGCCCCGACUACUGCCAGGAGCCCUCCCAGACAGUGUAAAUCAUACAGCCGUCGCCAAAUACAUCGACAGUCGAGGCAUGGUACAUAGACUGGUCUCCAGCGCUCCCCGCAGAUGUCUUCGGUGUGCUCACUGUAAAGCAGAGAACAAUAAGUUUCCGUCGGGAAGUUACACCAGAAAGUCAUACUACAAGUGUUCUAUAUGUGAAGUGCCCUUGUGCAGAACAGAAGUGCUGGAUUGCUUUUUUAAAUUCCAUAGUAUUGUGGACAAAUUGUUGAAACAGUGAUCAAACUUUCAUUUUGAAAAUAAUUUUUUCUUCUUCAUUUUUUGGAAGAAAUUUGUAUAUUGUAGACUUGUAUUCAAUUUUUUGUGUGGAUAGUUUAAAAUCAAGUCGAAGAAAUGACCAUACAUUGAUUGCUUAAAUCUUCAUGACACACUGCUACAUACAUUGUAGUAGUCAAAUCAAUUUCAGUCAACUGAUUGAGUCAUUUGAGCUGUGAAUUGUUGGCUGUUAUGAUAAGAAUAAACAAUGUGAUUCCACGGUGAAUUUAUAUUUCUCCUUGUGGGUGAAUAUGCUGGUCAGUCAAAGAUAAUUGACCAAUUGAUUUGAAUUUACAACUUUGUGAAGUUUUGUAAAGUUUGACACUUUGCAUGAAUAAUAUUAUUAAACUGAACAUACAGCA